Molecule: messenger RNA, 486 nt
Organism: Micropterus dolomieu (smallmouth bass)
Lineage: Eukaryota; Metazoa; Chordata; Actinopteri; Centrarchiformes; Centrarchidae
Product: protein ripply2-like
Biological process (GO): negative regulation of transcription by RNA polymerase II; embryonic pattern specification
Cellular component (GO): nucleus
Source: RefSeq, a predicted model, not a curated record
AUGGAGACACUUGGGGACGCGUGAAAGCGCAAUUUGGCACCGGCUGCCAGGGCCCUGAUAAAUAGGAAGUUCCUGUCUUUAGUCUCACAUCCUCUGAGGACUUUACGCAGGACUGACCACUACAAGGCCAUGGAGACUUCCACUACCAACAAUGGAUUAACUUCUGUUUUUACUGGAGACAACGUUACUCAGCACUCACCCUGUUUGUGGAGACCGUGGACUGGAAUAGAGAACAAAACCGGCGCACAUAAGGCUCAUUCCAUUCACGGAGACCUUUCUGCCGCAAAGCCCCCCAAAAUUCAUCAGGUCAUUCACCCAGUGAAGUUGUACUGGCCAAAAUCCAGAUGUUUCGAUUAUCUGUACCAGGAUGCAGAAAUGCUCCUGCGCAACUAUCCGGUCCAAGCGACCAUUUGCUUUUAUGAAGACUCCAGCAGCGAUGAAGACAGCGAAGACGAAGAGGAGGAGAUGGAAAAGGAGCUGAACUAA